Triticum dicoccoides is the source of this 1614-nucleotide messenger RNA. RefSeq names its product caffeoylshikimate esterase-like. The record is from RefSeq and is a predicted model, not a curated record. Bases 341 to 1462 code for a protein of 373 amino acids. The transcript has 8 exons. Lineage: Eukaryota; Viridiplantae; Streptophyta; Magnoliopsida; Poales; Poaceae.
CGAAGUCGGAUGCGUACAGGCGCAGCGCACUACUUCUCCCCGGACCCCGGCGAGCAAUAAUAAAUGGCGUCAUAGCCACGGGCCUUCCUCCCCCAAGCGGAUCACACCAACCCACCCCCCGCCGCCUUCCUCCUCCUCGCCGACCGCCCGCACCCGUCAACCCGCCCCCACCGCCGGCCGCCGCGGGUGAGGCGGAGAUCCAUCCGUCCAUCUGAGCUCCUACUGACUCGACGCCGGUAACCAACCCCAGCCCCGCGCGCUCGAUCGAUUCCCUUCUUCCCCAGCUCCGAGGAUUUGUUUCGGGGGUUCAAUCAGGUUCAGCUGAGACGCUGGACCCCGCAUGCCGCACGUGAACGCCAAGGUGUCGGCGGUGGCGGCGACGGGGAUGUCCGCCGUGCCUGCGGCCGCGGCGCCGCCCUCGCCGAGGAGGUGGGAGGGGGUGGACCCGGCGCUGGAGAGGAUGGUGCUGCGCGCGUGCCUGGACCAGGCCCCCGAGCGCCGCCGCGUGCGCGAGGCCUUCAAGGACGUGCAGCUCAGCAUUGACCACUGCCUCUUCAAGGCACAAUACAGUGACAUUGGAACAAAAGAGUCAUAUGAGCGGAACUCCAGAGGUGUGGAGAUAUUCUCAAAAUGUUGGUUUCCGGAGAACCAUCGUAUGAAAGCAAUUGUUUGUCUCUGCCAUGGUUAUGGAGACACCUGUACCUUUUUCCUUGAUGGGAUUGCUAGGAAGAUUGCUUCGGCUGGAUAUGGAGUAUUUGCAUUGGACUACCCUGGUUUUGGUCUUUCCGAAGGACUUCAUGGAUAUAUUCCAAGCUUUGAUACUCUUGUUGACGAUGUUGCUGAACAUUUUGCUAAGAUCAAAGGGAAUCCUGAAUACAGAGAUCUCCCAAGCUUUCUGUUUGGCCAAUCUAUGGGUGGUGCGGUUGCAUUGAAGAUUCACUUUAAGCAACCGAAAGACUGGAAUGGUGCAAUUCUAGUUGCACCUAUGUGCAAGAUUUCAGAUGACGUGGUCCCAGCUUGGCCUGUUCAGCAAGUUCUGAUUUUCAUGGCUAAACUCCUUCCAAAAGAGAAGCUUGUUCCACAGAAAGACUUGGCAGAAUUGGCAUUCAGAGAGAAAGAAAAACAAGAGCAGUGUUCUUACAAUGUGAUUGCCUACAAGGAUAAACCACGUCUCCGAACAGCUCUGGAGAUGCUGAGGACCACACAAGAGAUAGAAAGUCGCCUACAAGAAGUUUCCCUGCCCAUAAUCAUUUUGCAUGGCGAGGCUGAUUUGGUCACCGACCCAGGCGUGAGCAAAGAUCUGUAUGAAAAAGCGAAGACCUCGGACAAGACGCUGCGACUUUACAAAGACGCCUACCAUGCCAUCUUGGAAGGUGAACCGGACGAAGGGAUCUUCAAAGUUCUCGACGAUAUAAUCUCCUGGCUGGAUCAGCAUGCGGCAAAGGGAACACCGUCGUCGUGAGCUGCACAGAUUAUUUUUUGUCAUUUGUCGAGCACCACAGGUCACGGUUGGGAAUUCCAUUUUGGGUUUCACACUUGAUACACACGCUUAUUUCCUGUUGAUUGUGAAUAUGUAUCUAGUAAUAAAAAAAAAUCAUCAUCUGUGGUGUGUGA